Molecule: messenger RNA, 514 nt
Organism: Strongylocentrotus purpuratus (purple sea urchin)
Lineage: Eukaryota; Metazoa; Echinodermata; Echinoidea; Camarodonta; Strongylocentrotidae
Product: UPF0722 protein
Exons: 5
Coding region: 29-484 (151 amino acids)
Biological process (GO): cilium assembly
Source: RefSeq, a predicted model, not a curated record
UGCGCCAGCGCGUCGCGUCGCGUAGCUUAUGGCAACGAAGAUGGCGUCCACCAUAUCGAGGAAUUUCGGCGGCAGCGACAUGAACCAUUUAUCUGGAGAGGAGAAGUUUCCUGAAAUGACCGAAUUUAGCGGUUCAAGUGACGAGGAUAAGGCUUGUGCUAAGUUGUUUUGGCAAUCAGUGACCCUUCACCCACCAAUCGAAUCAAGAUUGGUAUCGGGAGAUAUCAGGCAGAGACUUCCAAAUGCGGGCCCAUUUCUGCAAGAUCCCAACUAUGCUCAUGAGCCUGAACAGGAUGAUCCAAAAUUGAAAGCAUUUAUGGCUAAUGCCCAUGCCCAGAUGGUCUAUGAAGAAAGUGCAAGUUUAACAAAACUGGCAAUUAAGAGGCAAGAGACGAGAAUGAUACAUCAGAAAAGACAAUCUGAAAGGAAAGAGAAAGAGAAGAUUUCCCACAGAACGAGGAAGCCACUCGUACCAGAUGAGUAAGUCUUCUUCUUCACGAUUUUUUCAAUAACA